AUGAAUAUUGAUCGACCAGAAGCCCUCGAAAGAGACGAACUCAUCUAUCUUGCUCGCCUCGCCGAGCAAUCUGAGCGCUAUGAAGAGAUGGUUGGCUAUGUCAAAGCCUUCGUAAAAAAGACAGGCCAAGACUUGUCAGUGGAAGAGAGAAACAUCCUUUCAGUGGCCUAUAAGAACGUGGUCGGAGCUCGCAGAACCUCAUGGAGAGUCCUGAACUCGAUUGAGCAAAAAGAAGAGCGCAGAGGAAACGCAGCCCACAAGCAGGCAGCUGACCAAUAUAGAGGUGAGGUUGAGACUGAAUUGAGAAGACAUUGCGAUGACAUCUUGAACGUCAUUGAUACUGACCUUAUUCCAAGGGCUGCCAAUUCAGAAGCAAGGGUCUUCUAUGCUAUCAUUUUUAUAGUAAAUGGUAGUAGUUAGAUUGUAGGUAUAGCUAAGACUUAUUUAUAAUAAAUUGAAUAAAAUGAAAGGAGACUACUAUCGCUACAUGUCAGAAUUCGCUCAGGGGGCUGCCAAAAACGCCUCAGGAAGUAAAGCUGAGGAAUCUUACUUGCAAGCUUUUGAAAUCGCCAAAAAUGAGCUUCCUCCAACUCAUCCUACAAGAUUAGGCUUAGCUCUUAACUUCUCAGUAUUUUAUUAUGAAAUAAAGCAAGAGAAAGAGAAAGCUUGCGAUAUGGCAAAAUCAGCAUUUGAUGAAGCAGUUCCAGAAUUGGACAACAUUUCUGAGGAAAGCUAUAAAGACUCAACUUUAAUUUUGCAGUUACUUACUCCUUCGUGAGCGAAAAAUAUUUUGAUUUAUAUGGAUAAUUAGUAUUAGGAACUCUCUAGCUAAUUUUGUUUAAUUUUGAACAAAUUGCAUUUUAAAACUUAAUUUUAAAAUUAAAUAAAUAUAUGCUUUACAACUUUUGUGAAUUGGGAUUUUUUUUAAAUUUCGAGAAAAAAAAAAUUAUAAGAUUUAUAUAUAAAUUUUGUAAAAAAAAUUACCUCCUCCGUGAGCGAAUAAAAUCUUUUGCUCUCUCACGGAGGAGGGAGUUAGGGAUAACAUCACCUUAUGGACAAGUGGGGAAGGAGAGAGAGACUAA
Blepharisma stoltei is the source of this 1082-nucleotide messenger RNA. The record is from the annotation of a GenBank genome assembly. NCBI's taxonomy places the organism in Eukaryota, Ciliophora, Heterotrichea, Heterotrichida, Blepharismidae.